AAAUCACUAGCAAUUCGUGAACUGGGUAUUACUCAGUGGAGUGUCGUAGCAAGCCUAGCUAAAUUGAAACUGAGCCUCUCUUCAGACUGCAUGGACAUACUUUAUAUGAGCAUGCGUGGACUUCGCUUCAAUCUUAGCUCGAACUACGUCAGCACGGAGAUGUCUGCUGUUCUCUCCGACCUGCGAAUUUGUGAUCUCCAUCCUGAUACAAUUUUUAAAAAGGCAGUUAACAAAAUUUAA
Molecule: messenger RNA, 240 nt
Organism: Protopolystoma xenopodis
Lineage: Eukaryota; Metazoa; Platyhelminthes; Monogenea; Polystomatidea; Polystomatidae
Source: the annotation of a GenBank genome assembly